Messenger RNA from Drosophila novamexicana, 2896 nucleotides. RefSeq lists its product as uncharacterized. The transcript is spliced from 7 exons. Gene Ontology annotation, molecular function: ligand-gated monoatomic ion channel activity. Lineage: Eukaryota; Metazoa; Arthropoda; Insecta; Diptera; Drosophilidae. Gene Ontology annotation, cellular component: membrane. The coding region runs from base 161 to 2332 and encodes 723 amino acids. The record is from RefSeq and is a predicted model, not a curated record.
UAAAAUGUUAGUAAAGCAGGUCAACUGUUCGAGUCUACGACAGUCCGACUAUCCGAGCGUCCGAUUGUCCGAACGUACGACGGAGCAACUGGCUGACCCCACUGAGUGACAGCUGGGGUUUAGGUGGGUUCAGGCGAGCUUAAUUAGAUCUGCAUACGGAAUGUGGCGCACAAGUUGGGUUAACCCCAAAAUGGAGUUGGAAAACUCGAAAAGCGCUCAACAGUGCGUAGUGUGUGCUGCAAGGAUGCACUUGGCAUUGCUCUCCCUUUGGAUAUGCCUAGCCGGAGCCCUGGAUUGGAGCCAGCUGAUGAGUCCGAGGCCCGUGGAUAACUACCAGAGCCAGCUGAAGCAGCUGCUGGAGCGGCUGCUGCGGCGGGCACAGGUGCAGCGCUGCUUUGCGGUCAUCACAGACGACCUGCACCACGCCCUCUACGACCGGGCGUACUUCGAGGCCGUGGGCCCUCUGCCCUCUGCCCGACCGCACUUUCUGCUGCGGCUGAAUGCCAGCGAGAAUUUGCGCAGGCCGUCCAGGCAAGUGGAGCUGCUGCUGCGCGCGAUCCGGGCCAGUGACUGCGACCUGUACGUGCUGACCCUGCUGAAUGGGUGGCAGGUGAAGCACCUGAUGAAGUUCGUCUACGAGAGUCGCGCCUUGAAUAUGCAGCGCAAGUUCCUCCUGCUGCACGAUGUCCGGCUCUUCACCGAGGAUAUGCUGCACGUGUGGAGCGUCUGUGUGAAUGCCGUGUUCCUCCGGCGACAGCUGGACAACAGCUACAGCAUUUCGACCAUUGCCUAUCCGGGCAUAUUGAGCCGCGUUGUGGUCCUCAAGCAGCUGGAGAACUGGAGAGCUGGUAAACGCAUGGAGGGAGCAAUCAUUUUCACGGAUAAAACUCGAAAUUUGCACGGUGCUCAACUGGCCGUGGCCAUUGCUGAGCACGUGCCGAUGGUGCAGCUGAAUCGAUCCACGAACACUUAUCAAGGCGUUGAGGUGGAAAUCAUGAACGCCCUGGCCAAGGCCCUAAAUUUCCAGCCGCUUUAUUAUGCGAUAAAUGAGAGCGACGCCAGCGAUUGGGAGCAGUCGCUGCAGGGGAACGAGACCCGCAUGGAGAGAGGUCUGGUUGGGGAAGUGGCGCAACACAAUGCUCGCUUUGGCAUUGGGGAUCUGCAUCUGUUCCAGAGUUAUGUGCAGCUGGUGGAGUUGAGUGUGCCGCACAGUGUUGAGUGCUUGACGUUCCUGACGCCCGAAUCAUCCAAGGACAAAUCCUGGCAGACCUUCAUACUGCCCUUUAGCGGCGGCAUGUGGGCUGGCGUCCUGCUCUCCCUGGUGGCCGUCGGCACCAUCUUCUAUCUGAUCAGCUACUUGAAUGCGCUGCUCAUGGGCAGCAGCAGCCGGUUGGCCUUCUUCCGCUGCCUGCGCCGAAGACGGCGGCAGCUGCGCCGAGAUCCGCUCAGCUGGCAGCGUUUAAGCUUUCGCAUUACCCUGGGCAGGCAUCGUCCCAGACCCCAGCUGGGUGCUGCUCGUCGGGACAUCUUUGAUAACUAUUCGAAUUGCAUUCUGCUCACGUACAGCAUGUUGCUCUAUGUGGCACUGCCCCGCAUGCCGCGCAACUGGCCGCUGCGCGUGCUCACGGGCUGGUAUUGGGUCUACUGCAUCCUUCUGGUGGCCACCUACAGGGCCAGCUUUACGGCCAUUUUGGCCAAUCCGGCAGCCAGCGUCACCAUUGACACGCUCCAGGAUCUGAGCCGCGCCCGCAUCCCGCCCACAACUGGAGCAGCCGACAACAAGCAGUUUUUUCUGGAGUCCAGCGAUGAGACAGCCCGCGAGGUGGGCGCCCGCAUGGAAAUAGUACAGCAGCUCGACGACUUGACCAAGCGCAUAGCUAGGGGUCAGUGCGCCUACUAUGACAACGAGUUCUUUCUGAGAUAUUUGCGUGUGGCAGACGAGGCACAUGGUGUGGCCAUGGGCGCGCUACACAUCAUGAGGGAGUGCGUUGUCCAUAUGCCCGUCGCGCUGGCUCUGGAGAAGAACUCGGCGCUGAAGCCGCACGUCGACAGCAUAAUACAGCACCUGGGCGAGGGCGGUCUGAUUGCCAAAUGGCUGCGGGAUGUGAUCAAACGUUUGCCAGCCGAGGAGCAGGCGCCGCAGGAGGCGCUCAUGAAUCUGCACAAGUUUUGGAGCUCCUUCGUGGCACUGGGCAUUGGCUAUCUGGUGUCGAGUCUUGUGCUACUCCUGGAGCACUGGCACUUUAGGUAUAUCGUCAUGAAGCAUCCCAUAUAUGAUGUCUACAAUCCGAGCUUAUACUAUAAUUUCAAGCGGAUUUAUCCGCACGAAUAACUUGGCAAUAAUAUAACUAAUAUUAUUAUAUUAAACAAUUCUUGUCCUCAUAAAAAACAACUGACAAUUCUUGUGUGAGCCGCUGACGCAAUCAACGGAGUCCACUUUGGAAGGCGGCAUACCAUAGAAAAUAAUACCAUAUAUCAAAUCGAUUCAAGUGGCCUCAAGUAUCCAGCAAUGUGUUGUAUAAAAUUGAAAGAGUUUUCAAUUCGUUUCGUAAAUAAUAAUUCGCAUUGUUUAAUAUCUCGUAGGCACAUUAAGCAUUCAUUAUUUGUUUAUUGCCCAAAAAUCUUGGCCAACAAUAAUCGAAAUAUCGUAAAUAAUUCAGUUGCCAAAUGCCAGGCUAAACACACAGAAAGAAGAAAGCAUUAACAUUUCAAGAGAACCGAUCAACUCUGAAGAAAUCACGAGGCGAGACUGUGUUAUUCGUAAUCUGUGCUAUAAACACCAACAAGAAUUUGCCGGUGGUUCGAUUCAGGGUUUGAACCAAUGCCUUGCCUUUAGUUUCGGUUCAGUUCGUGAAGCGGCUUUUCCACAAACGUUCCACAAGUGACUUUUCGAUUC